CGUUUUAUAAGGUUGUUUUUGAGAGACAGUGUGAGUUUGGAGGGCUGUGGCGCAGUGAGCGCGGAACUAAAGAGCGCGGGCUCGUGUUUCCGAGGGGAAACAUUCAGUGCAGCGCCAGCGGCCGCCGUGUGUUUAUAUUUGAACUUUCUGCACAGCUGCAGUGAUGUCCACCCUGUUCCCGUCUCUGUUCCCACGUGUGACCGAGUCUCUGUGGUUUAAUCUGGACCGUCCGUGUGUGGAUGAAGCCGAGCUGCACCAGCAGGAGCAACAGCACCAGACCUGGUUACAGAACAUCGCAGAGAAGGACAACAACCUGAUGCCCAUCGGUCGGCCCAUCUUUGAGACCUUCGACGAGGAAGAGGAGGAGGACGAUGAAGACGAGGAGGACAGCGAGGAAGACUCGGAAGAUGAUGAGGACAUGCAGGACAUGGACGACAUGAACAUCUACAAUGAGUUUCCUGAUGAUGGAGAAAUUAAUGAGGUCGACAUGGAAGGAGCCGAUCAAGACCAGGACCAGUGGAUGAUCUAGACCAGAUCCAUCAGUCAGACGCUCUCAAAUGAACAACUACGAUGGACUGGAAACGUCCACGUGCAGCUGCACUCUCAAACGACUCCAAACACAAACACACACACACACACACAGAUCACGAGGCAGCGUUCAUUGUUUUUGAAGAGAAACUGCUCUGUGUGUUUCUGAUAAAGCAGCACUUGUCGCAACAUGAACUUUUGUCUCUUUUCAGGCUCGUACAAGCUGUACGGUGACUCUUUAGUUACUGAGUUACUGGCCGUCACGUCGGAUUUACAGCCCAGACUCACUAAAUCACCACCGACGGCUGUUAUCCUGUGUGCUUAUCAAGCUGAGAAACAACUUUGAGCAACGUUGAGCUGUUUGUAUCAUAUUUCUUCUUUGUGGUUGUAAAUAAAUGUAUAGUCAGUUAUUCA
This is a messenger RNA of Labeo rohita (rohu), 942 nucleotides long. RefSeq names its product anaphase promoting complex subunit 15 (gene anapc15). The transcript is spliced from 5 exons. NCBI's taxonomy places the organism in Eukaryota, Metazoa, Chordata, Actinopteri, Cypriniformes, Cyprinidae. Gene Ontology annotation, cellular component: anaphase-promoting complex. The coding region runs from base 164 to 529 and encodes 121 amino acids. Gene Ontology annotation, biological process: regulation of mitotic cell cycle spindle assembly checkpoint. The record is from RefSeq and is a predicted model, not a curated record.